AAGUAGACUGAAGCGACGUGGCCGGUGACGCAUCGCUGACACGUUGCAGGUGCGACCGAACGCCGUCCCCCGCCUCACCGAAACGGAUCCGGCCCCAUCCGCCCUCCCAGGCCCGGUGACGAGGACCGCCGCCGUCGUCCGCCUCCUCGCCAGCGUGGCGACGAUGAGCUGGACAUUUUCGCGAGCCCUCCGCGCGACCGUGACCGCCAGCAGAUGAGGCGUCCUCGCCGCAACUCCGAGUCUUCCGUCAUGGACACCAAGGCGAUUGAGGACGAGCGCAGGCGCAGAGAGAGGAGGCGCCGGGAGAGAGAGGGCAAAGACAAGGAUCCUCGCAGUGGAAAAUCCUCCAAGCCCGUCAAGAAGCCCCAGGGCCUUGACAUCAUCGACAAGCUCGACGUUUCGGGCAUCUACGGCCCCAGCUUGUUCCACCAUGACGGCCCGUUUGAUGCUUGCAAUCCGCACCGCAACCGCAAGAAGGAUCACCGCGCUCCCAUGGAGGCUUUCCCCGUAGAUUCCGCCAACAACGCCAUGGGCGGUGCCGGCCCCGUGAACAAGCACAUCAACCUCGACCAGUUCCACGGUCGUGAAGCUGAGGGUUUCGCCGAGUGGUCUACGACGAACAGAACUGCUCCUCCUCCCGAGAAUGAAGACAUUGGCACCCUCAACAUCAGCGGUGGUCAGGCCAACACGUGGUACAACCCCAAGGCCGCCAUUGAUUAUGUCCACGGUGACGAGUCGGCUGGUCUGGGCACGAGCACUUUCCUGGACGGCGCGCCUGCGAGCAGAAGGGAUAUUGAGCGCCGCGAGUCCGAGGCUGAGGCCCAGCUGAGGGCGGGCGAAGGCCUCGGCCGCAAGAAGUCUCUCGCUCAGCGCUUCCGUGGCAAGUCCCAGCCUCGCCGCGAAUUCGGCAGCCAGGGCCGCAUCCAGUCUCCCGAGGCCAUGUACGAGUGGCAGCGUGUCAACCAGACCCCGCAGGACGAGCUGCCUCCUCGUCCCGGUCAGACUCAGAGCGCGGGCGGCCUCGGCAAGAUGCAGGAGAGGAACCCGUUCUUCCAGGACUAUGACGAUCCCUACGAGAGGAAGGGCGCGAGCAUGAGGGUCGCCGAGCAGGGCCGUACGCGCACGCCGAGCUCGCCCGGCAACGGCCUCGAGAGGUCGACCACGGCCGACAGCUUCGGCAUGCCGCCUCGCGGCCCGCCGCCGGAGCCCAACCGCGACACCAAGCCCAUCGGCCUGCUCGGCCGCAUGAAGAGUUUGAAGGGCGGAAAGCGUGCUCCUCCCCGUCCCGAGAGACGUCUUUCGUAAGCACCUGACUAGUCAACGCGUUGGAUAGCGUAUGCAGAAAAGAUGUUACUAGUCGGUUAAUAGGGAAUCUCCAUCCCGUUCUCGGGUUCUCGGCCUCCUGCGCCGCUAUUCUCCUGG
Molecule: messenger RNA, 1422 nt
Organism: Aplosporella prunicola CBS 121167
Lineage: Eukaryota; Fungi; Ascomycota; Dothideomycetes; Botryosphaeriales; Aplosporellaceae
Exons: 2
Coding region: 214-1305 (363 amino acids)
Cellular component (GO): cytoplasm
Source: RefSeq, a predicted model, not a curated record